Molecule: messenger RNA, 1455 nt
Organism: Guyanagaster necrorhizus
Lineage: Eukaryota; Fungi; Basidiomycota; Agaricomycetes; Agaricales; Physalacriaceae
Product: MFS general substrate transporter
Exons: 12
Coding region: 1-1455 (484 amino acids)
Biological process (GO): transmembrane transport
Cellular component (GO): membrane
Molecular function (GO): transmembrane transporter activity
Source: RefSeq, a predicted model, not a curated record
AUGGAGAAGGAAACCAUCCAGACAUUCGAGACUGGCCCGGUCGUGCGGGAUGCGGCACUGGAACGUGCCCUGGUGCGUAAACUGGACAUGCGGGUGCUCCCAACGGUGUUCCUGAUCUACAUCAUGAACUACAUUGACAGGAAUGGGAUCACGACGGCGCGGCUUAAAGGGCUCGAACAGGAUUUGGGGCUUACAGACUUGCAAUACUCGAUCAUACUUUCGGUGCUAUAUGCGACGUACUGCCCGGCACAGGUACCGUCGAAUAUGGCGCUGAACUAUAUCAAACGGCCCUCGUUGUAUAUCGGAGGAUGUGUAGUGCUAUGGGGCCUGAUCAGCGCGCUGACGGGGGUAACGCAAUCGUUCCGGGGUAUCCUGGCGUGCCGACUAUUCCUCGGUAUCCCAGAGGCAGCGUUCUAUCCGGGAACGAUGUAUAUGCUCUCGAGCUGGUACACGAAAAAGGAGUUGGCGUUCCGGUCUGCUAUUCUGUAUUCUGGACUGCUCAUUUCGAAUGCGUUUGGAUCGUUGAUGGCAGCAGGUAUCCUUGGAAAUAUGGACGGUAAACGGGGGAUACGGGCAUGGAGAUGGCUGUUUUACAUCGAGGGAUCAAUCACGAUUUGCAUUGGACUGCUGAGCAUGUGGCUGCUCCCCGACUAUCCGCACAACACGCGGUGGAUGUCGCCUGAAGAACGACGACUGGCGCAGGUGCGAAUCGCAGAAGACGCAGGGGAAGCGGAUAAAGACAACAAGGAAGAUACUCCGGUGCAUGGAUUGAAGCUGGCGGCGAUGGACCCGGUGGUAUGGGCGUUUUCAAUCAUGAACAUUGCGCAGCUGCUAGGGCUGAGUUUUGUCAACUUUUUCCCAACGCUGACGGCAACAUUGGGGUUUUCGACUACAGUUUCGUUGUUGCUCUGCGCACCACCAUGGGUGUUUUCAGCAAUAGUGUGCUGCUUGAACGCGUGGCAUGCAGACAAGACAGGGGAGCGGUUCAUGCAUGUGAGCGGGUGGUGGUGGGGAGUGAUGGCAGGAUUCAUCAUCGGGCUGUCGACGAUGCACAUAGGGGCGCGGUAUGUGUCGCUGUUCCUGAUGGCGUGUGGCUAUACAGGGUUCGCGAUGACUCUGGUGUGGGUGUCCAACGUCGUCGUCCGUCCACCGGCCAAGAGGGCAGCUGCCAUUGGCUUGGUCAAUGGCAUCGGAAAUUUGGGUAACCUAAUGGGUUCAUACACGUGGAAAGCAGACUGGGGACCCGAUUACCACCAGUCGAUGGCCAUUUCCCUCGCUGCACUCGCAUUCAGCACCGUGCUUUCUGCAGGGAUCAGGCAGUUCCUGCUGAGGGAGAAUAGGAGACAAGACAGAAUCGAGAUUGAUGCGAAUCGGGUGGAUGAAGCAGCUCGACUGGAGGGGAUAUCAUUUGAGCAGGCACUCGAGAAACGGAAAGGCUUCCGUUAUUUGUAUUAG